Brassica rapa (field mustard) is the source of this 4169-nucleotide messenger RNA. Its product is annotated as non-specific phospholipase C4. NCBI's taxonomy places the organism in Eukaryota, Viridiplantae, Streptophyta, Magnoliopsida, Brassicales, Brassicaceae. The record is from RefSeq and is a predicted model, not a curated record. Gene Ontology annotation, molecular function: hydrolase activity, acting on ester bonds. Gene Ontology annotation, biological process: phospholipid catabolic process.
CUAUUUUCCUGGAGACAGGUGCUGUUCCGGAUUGUCUCCAAUGUUUCUCAACUAAUUCUUGAACUGCAGGGUUGUCUUUAAGUCUCCUGUCAAACCGGAACAAGCCUUUACCCUUCCUUCGUGUAGUGUCAAAACAAGUAAUGAUGGGCUUGUGAUCUGAUCCUCCGAACUUAAGAUACUCGCUGUGACCUGCAUAGAAAUCCUCGUACCAGCUGCUGUUUGCAACAGCCCUAUCCAGACGGCAACGUACUACAUGGUCAUGUCUAACUCCUCGCCAAGACAAAAAGUCCCCUGAAUGUUUUAUAUCGUAUAGAUCCCCUUCAGACAUGAAGGAACGCAGAUCAACAAAAGAGCUCUCUGGUCUUUCAGCUCCCCCUGAUUUCUCUUGCCCGUUUAAGAUGUCAUUGAAAUCUCCUGAGAGAAACCAGGCUCCACCUCUCAACGCGUUGAUUUGUACGAGUACACAAAUUAUCCAAUCACGAGAGUGUUUUCAUAUAUUUCACUAAAACUUUUAUUCCAUUUGUAAAUUGGAGUGUCAUAAAAAUAUGUAUGUAUGCAUAUUAAAGUAAACGUAAAAACAUUUACAUAUAGAGUAAGCUUUCUUGGUAAAGACAUAUAAUAACCCGAAGAAAAAUUCAAUGAAAAUGUUAUUUGUAGUUUGAUUUUCAGUACGAUCUCUACGUCGAGGUUUUGGUUUCCAAAUAUAAAAUGCUUAGUCAUUGAAUGUAUAUAUGUUUAUCAAGUUUUGGGAAGUUGAUGAUUUUUAAAAAAUUUGGUAAGUUAAGCGGUAACACAUUAUCACCGCCGGUUCACCACAAUGACAUCAUAUAGUUCAUGAUAAAGUAUGUAGACACAAAAUAAAAAGAUGUCAUCAUUAUUUUGAAGGCAUUAAUCCUCCUAAAAUCAAGGGUGUUUGUAUAUCUCACACCUACACACACUAUCACCCUAUAUAUCUAAACACAAGUUCCAGAGGAAAAAAAUCAUUCUAAAUACUCAUAGCAUAUCUUGAUCUUCUUUUCGUGAUGGCUAAAAGCAACCCAAUCUCAAUUCUUGUAGCUGUUAUCUUCUUUGGCCUGAUGAUCGAGUUGUCAUCGGCUAAUAAAAUGCAUCGUCUAGACAACAACCGAAACAAAGCAAAAGUGAUGAAAGAAGAAGAUCCUCAACUUCAAGGGUUCCACCCUAGAGAAUGUAUGGAUGCCAUCAAGAGUGUAGAAGGUUGUUUCGAGGCAAUUCAUGGGCUAUUCAAUGGACAUCGUGGUGGGUUGAGGCAUUCUUGCUGUAAAACGCUUAAUGGGUUUUCUGAUAAUUGCUGGUCCACUUUGUUUCCCAGGAAACGUUACCUACGUAUUACAAUUAAAUUGAUGUGUCUUUUGGAUCAUGAUUCAUGAGACCAUGAGACAUAUAAUAAAACAUUUGCAUUUUAUUACUAUCCAAUGGCCUCAGAUUCAGUACACAAAUUUAUUUAUAGUCAACCUAAUUGCUGACGUAAGAUAACAAAACUGCUGACGUAACGCAUCUGAUAAUGCUGGUUGGACUUUCCAACAUCUUUUUUUUUUAGCAACAAAAUGACACAGUUACUUUUUUGAGCAACAAAAUGGUUGGACUUUCCAACAUCUAGAAGAAAUUUAGGCACGCCUUUAAAUUCCAUUUCUUGUAUCGGACGUCACAAAAUUGAUUGAGUACAAGUUACCCUUUUUCGUUACUACGAUUGGAUGCAACAAAAUGACACAGUUACUUUUGACAGAAUACAUAUCAGGCAAUCCAUUCUCGUCGUACGAUACAACGUUGUUGGGUACUGUCGCAAUUCCAUGCAGAAAUACAAAUCUACAUUUUUAUCAAAAAAUAUACACAAAAGUUAAUUAUAGUUCCACCUUGAUCGGAAGAUCGUACGAAUUCUAUUUAUUUUUUAUUCCCACAGGUACGAGUAAUAUAUUUAUAUUUAUUUUAUGAAAAGGUAUAAUGUAAGUGUUCUCUUUAUUUAAUUGCAGACGUAUUCGCAUAUUAUCUUGUUGAUAUAGAAUUAUUGGCAUAUUUGCACCCAAAAAAAAAAGAAUUAUUAGCAUAUUCUCUUUAUAUCCAUUGCCAUUACGUGCAUAUCGUUUUAUCUUGACUUUUUUUCCUUCUCGUGUUUGUGUCUGUUUAGAAGUCACAACUCGCAAGUAACGAAAGUCGUGUACUAUUAUUUAUCUGCAAGGAAAUGACUUUAAAGAAAAAAACAUUUAAUUUUUUCGAGGAUAUAUGACUACAAGAAAAGUACAAGAGUAAGAGCAAAAUAAACAGAAAAGACUGGAUACAAAAAAAAAACUUCAGAAACUAAUGGCAUUGUUUUCUUCUCAAACAUUGAACAUUCACAAUACAAAAGAGGCAAAAUGGCAGAGACGACUAUAGGCUCAGGAUCAUAUCCAAUCAAAACCGUCGUCGUGUUGGUUCAAGAGAAUCGUUCUUUCGACCAUACGCUCGGUUGGUUCAAAGAGCUAAACCAGGAUAUUGACGGUGUCACGAAGUCAGACCCAAAAUCAAACCCGGUUUCCUCCUCUGACCCUAACUCUCUCCAUGUCGUCUUUGGCGACCAGUCUCAGUACGUUGACCCGGAUCCAGGUCACUCCAUUCAGGAUAUCUAUGAACAAGUGUUCGGUAAGCCAUGGGAUGUAAGUCACCCGGAUCCAAACCCGGGUCCAGCUACCAUGUCCGGUUUCACUCAAAACGCCGAACGAAACAAGAAAGGGAUGUCUUCUGCGGUUAUGAAUGGAUUUAAACCUGACGCUUUGCCGGUUUACAAGGAGUUGGUUCAAAACUUUGCCAUAAGUGAUAAGUGGUUUGCGUCGGUUCCGGCGUCGACGCAGCCAAACCGAUCGUUCGUACAUUCGGCAACAUCACAUGGAGCAACGAGCAACGACAAGAAACUACUAAUCGAAGGAUUUCCACAAAAGACAAUAUUCGAGUCGCUGGAUGAAGCUGGUUUUAGCUUUGGCAUUUAUUACCAGUUCCCUCCUUCUACUCUUUUCUAUAGAAAUCUGAGGAAACUGAAAUAUUUGACACAUUUUCACCAAUAUGGAUUACAAUUUAAGAAAGAUUGCAAAGAAGGCAAGUUACCAAACUAUGUCGUGGUCGAACAACGUUGGUUCGAUCUAUUGUCAACGCCAGCGAACGAUGAUCAUCCAUCCCACGAUGUUUCCGAAGGUCAAAAGCUCGUGAAAGAGGUGUAUGAGGCCUUGAGAUCAAGUCCUCAGUGGAACGAGAUUUUAUUCAUUAUAACAUAUGAUGAGCAUGGUGGGUUUUACGACCAUGUACCUACUCCUGUCGAGGGAGUUCCUAACCCGGACGGUUUAUUGGGACCUGAACCGUAUAAGUUUGAAUUUAACCGGCUUGGCGUUAGGGUUCCGACUUUCUUCAUCUCUCCUUGGAUUGAGCCUGGCACAGUUCUUCAUGUGCCGAAUGGACCGUACCCUAGGUCACAAUAUGAGCACUCAUCAAUUCCUGCAACGGUCAAGAAAAUUUUCAACCUCAAAGAUUUCUUGACAAAGAGAGAUUCAUGGGCUGGCACUUUUGAAUCUGUUAUUACAAGAGAUUCACCGAGACAAGAUUGCCCUGCAACAUUGUCGAUUCCGGUUAAACUGAGAGCGACGGUGGCAGAAGAAAGUGCACAGUUAAGUGAAAUCCAAGAGGACCUCGUCAUCAUGGCUGCGGGAUUAAAAGGAGACUACAAAAACGAAGAAUUAAUGCACAAGCUUUGCAAAGAAACUUGCGUUACAGACGCUUCCAAAUACGUUAUAAACGCGUUUGAUAAGUUUCUAGAAGAGGCUAGAAAGGCAAGAGAAAGAGGAUGUGAUGAAAACGAGAUCGUUUACUGCAUGGAUGAUGAUAAUGAUGAUGAUGAUGAUCAUGCUGAAAUGCCAUCAUCAUCACAAUCAGAAGCACCACAUGCUGGUCCUAAGCCGAAAACUCAAAGGUCUUUUUUCAACAAGCUGUUCUCUUGCUUUGCUAGUCAUGAUUGAGUGACUAUAGCUGAAACUUCAAUGUAAUUAAAGUGCUUAUUUGUGUGUGAGGGGAUAAUUGAGUGUUGUGUUGUUGUGUUUAAGAAAAUAAAGCUCCAGUUUCUCUUGCAUAAUGAUUUUUCUUUGAUUAUGAACUACUAUACCUUAGUCCAUAGAUGAGAUUAAAUUGUUCGA